Molecule: messenger RNA, 2079 nt
Organism: Quercus lobata
Lineage: Eukaryota; Viridiplantae; Streptophyta; Magnoliopsida; Fagales; Fagaceae
Exons: 3
Coding region: 473-1924 (483 amino acids)
Source: RefSeq, a predicted model, not a curated record
UCUCUUUUCUCUCUCAGACACCUCUCAUCUCUCUCCUCCCUUUCUCAGACAUCUCUCCUUUCUCUUGUCCCCCUCUGAUGGGGUGGCUGUGAUUCCUGAGGAGUCCGAUGGUGGUGGGGGAUCGUGGUGGUGCUAGUUGUUGUGGCGGUGGAUCGCGGUGGCUGGGGUCCGUAAAUCCUCCAUUUUUUUUUUCCUUUUGAGCUCUCCCUCUCUUCGUUUUUCAGCCAAACACCUCAUUUAAAUUCAUUUUCGCACCGAUUAAACCAGAAUAUCUUCAUUUUCGGUUGAUAUUUGGUGGUAGUUGUUGAACUGCCGGUGGUGGGCAGGGCUAUGGGUUUGUUCAGUGACGAGUUUCUUCGAGGGCUCCCUGUACGGUUUGGAAGCCGGUGGAAGCUGCUCCAGUGGCGACUUAAACCAAGAUAAAGAUGAUUCUAACACUGAGAGUGGGAAUGCAUCUAUUUUGAGUAGUAGGAUGGCGCUUCAACACUUUUCUCAUCCGCAGCAUCCGUUGGUCUUUAAUGCAAACGAGAGAAGUGGAAUUUCUUGUCAGGGGUGUUGGGAACCAGUAUGGGGUCCUAGCUAUAGUUGUAUAACAUGCAAAAAUUCCUAUCAUCAUAAAUCAUGUGCAGAACUUCCCCUUGAGUUGCACCAUCCCUUGCACCCAAAUCAUCCUCUUAUUCUCCAACCGAUUACUCUUGGCGAUGAAGAAUAUAAUAAAUGCAUAGACUGCAAUGAAUUUCGUUUCCAAUACAUUUAUCAUUGUUCCGAUUGCAACUUCAGUAUUCACAGCGGAUGUUCUUCUUUCCCACUCACCACCAAAUCUGCAGUCCACAAGGACCACGACCACUCAUUGACCCGCAUUUGGAAGCUAAUGAAGUUUACAUGCGACUUUUGUGGCAAAGAAGGCAAUCUGCCCUUUCUUUGUGUCCCAUGCAAUUUUGGUAUACAUACAAGUUGUGCUGCUUGCCUACCCACAGUCGAAGUUACACGUCACAAGCACCCUCUCCAGCUCACCCAUUCUUCAGAAACCCAUCAAUCUAAUUCUCGAAUUUGUCUACUCUGUGUUGAAAAAGUAGACACACAUUGGGUUUACUAUUGCUCAAUAUGCGAUUUUAUUGCCCACCUCCGUUGUAGUAUGAACCCCAGAAAUAAGGCGUACAAAAAACUGGAGGAACUUGUAGAGGAGCAGCUCCAUCUAUCUGUUGUCUCAACAACUUAUGAAGUCAAAAAAUUCACUAUGGGGGAGGAUGGAGCCAAAAUUGCCACAGAAAUCAAACACUUUAGUCACAAGCAUGAUUUACAGCUUACUGACGAGGUUCCGAAUAACAUAAAAUGCAACGGGUGCGUACGAGACAUUUUCUCUCCAUUUUAUUGUUGUGCUCAAUGUAACUUCUUUCUUCAUAAAUCUUGUGUAGAAUUACCCAAAUUAAAACAACACCCACUUCAUCGACACCCACUGACCCUCAAUUAUGAGAGCUAUUCUUUUGGUUGUGGUUUUUGUGGCCAACUGUGCAAUGGCUUACGCUACAGUUGUCAAUUAUGCAACUAUGAUCUCAAUGUUCAAUGUAGUUUGAUCUCAGACACCCUUACUCAUGCCUGUCAUGAGCAUCGUCUUUACCUCUCCAACACAAACACUAAACAGGAGUGUAGUAGUUGUGGUGAGUAUCGAUACCGAGUAUUCCGUUGUGCCACUUGUGAAUUUGUUCUAGACUUCCGAUGUGCUGCACUACCACAAACCGCAUGGUACAACCAACAUGAACAUCCCUUCACACUCUAUUGUAAACCUGAAGAUGACUCGGGUGAAUACUACUGUGAUAUUUGUGAAGAAGAACGAGAUCCCAAGCAAUGGUUCUAUUACUGUGCAGAUUGCAAUUUUCCUGCUCAUCUUGAAUGUAUUCUUGGGGAAGAACCAAAUGUCAAGUAACACAUAUAAUGACCACCAUUUGGAAGGUACUACACAUUAAUUUGAUUGUCACCCACAAACAAUUACUAUCAUUGAAGAAAUAAAGACUCCCGUCAAUGCCAAAAAUGAUCUAUCAAUUUGCGCACUAUAAUUUCAACGUUCAUUGUAAUUGUUUA